AUGGCUCAACCACAACAACUAGCACAGGAGUGGAACAGCGAAUUUCAGAGAUACGUGAUUCCGUUUUGGGAUAAGAACUAUGGACGUUACUAUUGGCAGCACUAUAUUGAAGGCCAAGGUUGGACAUUCUUCGACUGGGCUCCCGUCGGAUGGGUUCCCGCGGCGGCGCAUGCCGUUACCCCGGCUCAGUCUCAAGUCCAGUUCCAGCAGCCGCAUAUACGUAGCGACUCUGUACAAACUGUCACCGCAUCCGGGGGUGGGCCUGCCCCUUACGGACGUGAUGGGCGAGGCGAAAUGGUUUACGCGACCUAUAAUCCUACAAAUCCACUACCUAGCAGUCACUUCGAGACACUGGAUCCUUCCUUUUACGUCAGGGGCAGUGCUUUCUUUGAGGAAGGGAAGGUCUUUUCAGUUCUCUUCACUGAGCCAGCGGGUACCAACGCCCUGAACGGGCUGAAUCCCAUGGCCGACUACAAUACCAACUUGUCCAACAAUACCAACCUGUCAAGGGUCAGAUUCGGUGAACAUGUACAUACCCAAGUACGCAGGUUCAUCGUCGUUAAACGUAAACGAGAGUUCUGCUUCGCUGUGUACGCGAUUCUCUCCACGUUCUAG
Molecule: messenger RNA, 615 nt
Organism: Alternaria incomplexa
Lineage: Eukaryota; Fungi; Ascomycota; Dothideomycetes; Pleosporales; Pleosporaceae
Exons: 4
Coding region: 1-615 (204 amino acids)
Source: RefSeq, a predicted model, not a curated record